AUGAAACGCCUUCUUCGAACAGCGCUCAUAUUUGCACGAUUUCUGUUCCUGAUCGUGUUCCCACUUGCAGUUACAAUGGAACAAGAAUACUGCAUGCCUGAGGAUUUCACGAACGUGGCGAUUCCUUUUCGCUUGCUGUAUGGAGGUAAGUUUAAUUUUUGGGAAAUCCUUAAUCCUGAUUCUUGCUUCUAAUUCAUAGAGUUAUAUAUAUUGAUUUUCAAGGUUCCAUAUCAUCUUUGCCUGAUAAGUCUUCUUUUCGUUGUAGAUGUUUGCUCUUUGAUAAAAGAUAUUCUGUCUGAAGUGACGUAUGAUUUCCAGAUUCAUUGUGCCAUGGAUUGCCUGCAAGAUCCAUUCUGUGCCGGAUACAAUUUUAAGAAAAAGCACCAGAAGAAGACUCCAAACUGCCAGUUAACACACACGCUGGAUCACAACUUUCAUGAUUGCAAUGCUGCUGACAAAGGCUGGGUAUUUUAUCAUCCUGUUGCUCCAAGAAAGGUACGAAACUGCAGUAAAAUAUUUUCUUAAUAAACUUUGCCAUGCAACAAGUGAAAAGAAUGCAUGAGAAUUUUGCAAUCUUCACAAAUUUUCCUAUUAGCUAUAUAUACCGUAUUGUUAGAUAGCUAUAGGGUCAGAGGCGUAGCCAGGAUUUUUGGUCAGGGGGGGCCAGCAAAAACCCAGGUGGGGCCAAACCAUUGAACUAUAAAUAAACUGGAAGGCUAACUGCUAUGAUGAAGGCCUAUGAUUUGAUGAAGCCAAAAUAGUUUUUCUGAGUUAUGAGCAGAAAUACUUGACCACAAACGUCGGGCUAUAUAUCAAAUUGAAGCUAUUGAAAAUUGCUAUUCGGUGUGGAAAUUUCAAGACUUCAGCGAAAAGAAAUAUAUUUAAAAAAUACAAAAACAACUGCAAAACGGCAAAUUAUCGGUAAUUAUGUUUGUAGUUUUUCAAUAUUUCCCUUUUAGCUAAAGUCUUGAAAUUUCUACACCAAAUAGCGUUUUUCAAUAGCUUCAAUUUGAUAUAUAGCCCAACGUUCAGUGUUGAGUAUUUCUGCUCAUAACUCAGAAAAACUAAAAUGCACUGGCUUCAAUUCCCCCCCCCCUGAGUUAGCCUUCCAGUUUAUUUAUAGUUCAAUGGGCCAAACCGCCAGUGACUCGAGACGCCAAGGUCGUCAAUCCAUCCCAAAAGGGGGGCGGGGGCGAGGCGGACUAGUACUCAAAAUUAGCAAGGUCCGGUGGUAUGCUUUGUAAUUUACGAUCAUUUAACAUAGAACACACAGAUCGAUAAUAUCACGAAAAAAGUUUCUAAGGGCAUAGGUAUCCUACGUCGAAUUAAAGAAUAUGUAUCUACUUCUACAUUAAUUAAAGUAUACGAUGCAAUAGUUUUGCCCCAUUUUGAUUAUUGCAGCCUUGUGUGGGAUGAAUGCGCGGAUUAUUUAUUAAAAAAACUGAAAAAGUUACAAAACAGAGCGGCACGAGUAAUCACUGGCAGUAGUUACGAAAAAAGAAAGCAAUGUUUGCAUACAACGUUAAAAAUAAAAUUAAACUGCCACAAUCAAUGAUUGGUAAAUAUGAAAUGAAAAACAACUCAAAUCAAAAUUUACGCAACAACAAUACGGAUUUUGUUUUAAAGAAACCAAAAACUAAUUUUAUGAAGAAAAGUAUUACCUAUUCUGCCGUUUCAGUUUGGAAUGAUUUGCCAAAGUGUACGCUUCCCUCCAAUCCCCCCAGGAUUGACGCCCAUGCGAGACGCAAAGUUCGCGCAAGACAUUCUCUGCAGUGCUGGGUAAAAUUAAUUGUCGACACAUGUGAUUUUUCACCAAGCCCGCGUUAAAAAUUCACUGGUAAAAAACCCAGAUUGGGUUAAACUUCAUCUAACCCACAUUUAAUACAUAUUGAAAUAAUUAAGGUUAGAAAAGAUAUAUGUUUCAAGCUGUGUGCCGCAAAUAAGCGAACAAGAUUUUACAGUAGGUUUCACACUGAUGCGCAGCAAAGCAUAUAUUCUACAGAAUUUUAGUAUUAUUGACAGCAUGAAGCUAUAUAAUCAAGGAUUCUCUUUUUUAGUACAACACAUUUUAUCAGAGGGGGCCCAAAAUUUUGCCAGGGGGCCCGGGCCCCCCGGCCCCAGCCCUGGCUACGCCUCUGUAUAGGGUGAACACCAAACAUAAAUGCAAUGUAUCCCAUGCACUGGGCAGCAAGUGAAAAAUCGUUACCCGGCCGAACUGGCUAGGUGUAUAUAAAUAAACAAAAUAUAUGUGCAGAACUAGCAAGUUUAGAAGCUACUAUUUUCCAAAGUUUCUGUUAAAAUAACGAAUGUAUAAAAGAGAAGAAAAAUACACAACAGGCAACAGGAUAUGAUGCUGAAACCGUUUAAGUAGGUUAUUUUACUUCGUCGGUAUAUAACAAAACAUGCAUGCAGCAUGGCAGCAUGCGAGUGAGGACGUAGUGUGCUUGGUUUACGCAGUACAACUAAAGUUUUAACCAGGUUGCAUGCGACAGUUUUAGGCAAAAGUUGUGUAGUGUAAAAACCAGCCUAUAGAAUGGUUUCGAUCCAAUUUGGACUCAUCCUUUGGACUCGAUUAUAUUUAAGAGAAAAUUGUAUACAUUUUUUGAGAAAAUUGUAUACUACAGUUGGAUGCACUAUUGCAUCUUUUUACUCUAUAGUUCCGAAAAUAUUUUUAAUGAAAAAAGUUAGCUAUAUUCAAGGACAUCCACUGCGGUAUAUAUUAUCAUUUAAUUUAAAACUCGUUCUCAUUUAAAAAUACCGGACCAAUAGUUAUUGUAGUUACCUGUAACUUGUGAUGUUAUUCUGUUAUUUCAGCUUAAACAAUUAAAUUUGCAUGCAGGCUGAAUUUCUCUUAGUUUACGGUGAGCUGAAUUCUAACAUAUUCGCUUCGCAGGUUCCAUGUCAUAAAAUGAAGAAUUGCAAAAAUGGGGGAAAGACGAUCAUUCAUCUCAAAGAUGGACCUGGUUCUGAUCCGUACAGGUGUGAAUGUCCAAAUUAACACAGCAAAAAAUCAUUUUCUUAUUAAGAAAAAAAAUUCUUAAUUUAAGAAAAAAAAUCUUAAAAUAAGAAAAUAAUUUUCUUAGUAAGAAAAAAAUUUCUUGAAAUAAGAAAUUUUUGAAUCCCAAGAUAUCUUUUUCUUAAAAUAAGAAAAAAAUUUCUUAAUAAGAAAACAUUUUCUUAAAAUAAGAAAAUACGAUUUUCUUACUUUCUUAAUAAGAAAACAUUUUCUUAAAAUAAGAAAAUACGAUUUUCUUACUUUAAGAAUAUGUUCGUAAGACAAGAAAUGAAAUUCUUAAAAUACAAAAUUGUAAAAUAGUAUAGACAUUAUUACUUAAAUUUUCGAAGCAAGAAAAUGUAAAAUGCUAGUGUUAUAGGACAACUUAUAUCUUAACAAGACUUAGAACAACGUAUAUCUUAUUGCGUCAUGUAAAUUUGUAGUUUUUAUUUCGAAUUGAAGAGACUAUAUGACCGGCAGCUCACGGUUGAUCAAACACUAAAUGGCCGGCAGUACAUUGACUAUAUAGUUAAAAGUUGAAUCUUCAGUAAUCAGUAUAAGAUAGAUAAACCGAUCCCCAAUCCCAAACCCUUCUCUAACCCUAACCCCUAACCCUAACCUUUUGAGAGUUAGACCGGCUGCCGGUAAUAUAGUCACUUUGUUUUUAUUUCGUUUCCAAAAUUUGAGCUCGUUUCAGUUUUAUUGAAUCGUUGAAGAGAAUUUUUGCCCUCCGGAAUUUUUAUCCAAGCAGGAAUAGUUCGCCAUAGUUCGCGUAUUCACUAAACGCCUGGUACCUAGUUUACCUUUUAGAACGCGGAGCAUCCUCGUUCCCAGGGCUUCUCGGCUGCCUGCGUUGCCGUAAGCCCUGGGACAAGCUGAGGCAGGAGUGAUUUGAUUGGUCGUUGAAAAUAGAGUGAAAUAUGAAAAGUUUAUUCGUCAAGUGGAUGUUUAUAUUUGCAAUAUGGCUGCCUUCAAGGAGUGCGCGUUCGAAAUUCGAAGAAAUACAAACGCAAACUGCUUGUUUUCUAUGGAUUACUGGAGAUAAUUUGCAAACAGAAAGAAAGAAAAUAACAGAAUGGACAAUUAUAAAGUAGAAGUAAGCAACAAUAUCGAAGAAACGUCAAUUAUGAAGCCAUUAAAAAGUUUCUUCAUUUUAACAUUUUCUUGUUAUAAAGUUGUCUAUUUAAUAUUAAAACAUUGUGCUCAAGUAUAAUUGUAAAAUUUUAAGCACACUGUAAAUAUAAAAUGUUUAAAAAUAUAUAGUUACGAUAGUAAAGUUUUAAUGGUGUAAUAUAUUGGACAUAUUGUGUUUUAUUAAUUAUUAUGCUUUUGGUAUUGAUCACUUGGUCUAUUUAAUACCCGCCUAUAUUAAAAUGGCCCUAUAUUAAAAUGGCCAAUUGGAAUUUAUAAAUAUAGCAUAUGGAAUAUUAUGGAUGUAUUUUACUAUUUCUGAAUUUUCCUCAGUUGUAUUAUUAGCGAGUAAUUUUAAUAGCUUUUAAUUAAAUACAGUGAAUAAGCUUAUAAGCAUAUUCAAUUUCACCAGUCAUUUGAAUCGUUGCACCUUUGGCAUACCAGAGGGGAAUGCAAGGACAAUCGCCUCUUAUUCACAGGUUUAUCAUUUAUUGGCAAACAGGGAAGACACUUACUUUCAGUGUCCAAGUCGGGAAUGAAUGAGGUCAUGGGGGGGGGGGGUCACUUAGUCUUUUAUAUAGUUGAAAUAAAGCAGUUGGCUAUAUAAAUGCUGAAAUAAAGCAUUUGGCUAAGAAAGGCGUAGUCUUUUAUAUAAAUGCUGAAAUAAAGCAGUCGGCUAGGAAAGGCUUUUACAGAACAGUAAAGGAAUGGUUUGGGAAAUUUCAUGUAAAAAUUCUAAUUGAAUACCUGGGGAUGAUAGGACCGAAGAAAUUUACCUUGCCAUUUUGUCCUGGCUGCAGGGGACUUCACUGAAUUUCACACACCAAAUUAAGUGAAUGCCCCUGGUAUGCCCGAGGUGGGGGUCUCGAAUUCUUGUGUCAUAUUGGAUGAGAUCAUGUAUUUACACUGUUUCCUGUCAACAGUUCAGAAUAGAAUACUUAUUCUGUUGACUUAUUGCAAAUCUUGUAAGAAUUGAAAUUAUAAAAUAAACUAUUAUUAUUGACAAAACUGAAAAUUUGUAUAUGUAUAUGCAGGCUUCUAGCCAGGAGACACCCUACCAUGUCUGUAUAAAAAUUGAUUUUAAACCAUUACAAAAAUGACAUAAAAGUUGCUUUGUAUUCAGAAAUUCUGGUUUAAGCCUCCUGCUAUAGAUACAGUCUAUUGAACUGGGAAACUUUUCAUAUUUUUAAUGUGGAAAUGUGUAGUAAUCUAUUGAUAAAUCAGAAUGUUAACCCCACCUCCCUUACCAUCACUCAGGUAUACAUCCUGUUGUGGUGGAGAUUUAGAUUGGACACCUGGAUAGAUACUAGAAAACACUUAGUCACACUUCUGGAUAAUGAGAGGGGGGGGCAAUGAACUCCCUGAUGUGAAAUUGUAAGAAAUUUAAAAAUUGACCAGUGAUAACUUGACAUUAUGUAUGGGAGUCAAAUUUGCUAACAUUACCCUCCAAUCAUUGGCUAUCCCAUUCGACCUCAAAUGAUUUGGCCCCUAUCUGAAACAGAAGGUGCACUUGCAUGUAGAUUAAAAUAUAUUGGAAUGCAGAAAAUAUUGUUAUAUACUUUAAUCUGAAAACAAAAAUUUCCCUGAAACAAUUAACAUACAUUGAGCCAUACAGUCAUGCACAUAGUUUUUGACUGUCAGAUGUAUCAAGCAGCAUAGUGAGUUGCAUUCAUGGCCAAAGACAUAUUAGGUUAAUUAUUUUACAUAAUUAUUUUUCUUCAUUUGCCACGGCAUGUAAUCGGUGAAGGAUUCAGGAUUAUCCUGCAUGGAAAUAACGUUUUAAACGUGCUAUAUACAGUAAAACGGUGUUCAAUAUUCAUACUACAUGAUGGGCAUAUGGCCAAACAAAGACCUUGUGCUUUUUUGCUCAAAUUUACGCAAGCAUGAUUUUGUGUACAUAAUAUAUAUUUAAUUCUAGCAAUUCAAAUCCAAAACUCAUGGCGUCAUACAUGACAUCUAUCUAUAAUUUAUAUUUUCUUGAAAUGUUAGGUGAUUCAUUGUUAUUGUCGUUGUUGUAACCCAGUAAACAGACUCACAUGUCGUUCUUGUUCCUUUUAAUAUACAACAUACGAUGGACGAUAAAGCUUCGAAUUACUUCUCUUUAAUUUCCAGUCCGGCUUUGUCCAGUCUUUGAAGUGACUUUACAAGCGCGUGUUGAAACAGGUCAUCUGUACAAGAACCCAUGAUGUUUCGAAUCACAGCGACCACUUCGAGCACAUUUCGACUCGAUCAUGUUUACAUCAUAUUACAUCAUACAUGAAAAUUGAUACAUGUAAUACGAAACCGAAAUAUGGUUAUAUUUCGUAAAUAUAACGUAAUAUAAAACCCCAAUAUGUAUAAUUCCAUUAGGUGGUCUGCACAUAUUCCCUUGAUGGUGGAAAAUACAUCGAAACAAAAGAAAAAUCCAAUAUUUUCUGCUCACCAACACGUCUCCACUCCUCAGUAAAAAUUAGUGCAAAGUCAGCAUUUUAGCUUGCAGCAGAACGCGUUUACUUCCGGAAAACACCAGAAUUUGUGGUGUUCCGGUUUGGCUUGUCCCAGGGCUUACCAAUCUCGUACCCAGAGCAAUGCCUGUACGCGGGCAUUUAUUAUAUAGUUUGUUUAUUAUAUAGUCCCAAGCAAAAAAAAAGUGAAAUUUCACGCUCAAAACUAAACUGCUACGUGAUCGAUAUAUUCAAUAGCGAAGAUAUGGCCGGAAAAUAUAUCAUUGUGUAUUUUUCAGUGUCUCACUCUCUAAUAUAUAAUAAAUCUUUUACGUGAUAAUAUUUAGUUUUCCUAAAAUGACAACAGGUUUUUAUCUUUUAAGUAUACUUGGGAACAACUUUAUAACACCAAGAGUGCCAGGGAGAUCGGAACGCUUUAUAAUCUUCGGCAAAAGUUGAGGAAGAAUAGUGUCUAUGCAGAUGUUAAGAAGAAUUAUAAAGCUGCUGCACAGUUCAUGUCAGAGGUGACGGCAGCUUACCUAUGUGAAUCAUUUAUGGAGUGGACCGGUAUGAAAAACCUGAAAGAGAACCCACCAGACAUUACAAUUCCAUCGCCGCAAUGUACCAAUCGUGUUAAAGAGAAUUUCCUCACAACAGUGAUCGGGAAUUUUGUAGACGAAUUUGUCUUACCUGAAUUGGACGUAGAGAGGAAUUGGAAGAAAGAAAAAAAGGCUGGUUGUGAUCAACGUUCUCAAGGUCUGUAUUUAGACAAUGCUAUAUGCAUAGACGGAUUUUCAUAUUUUUACUGGGGGUGGUGCCAGAAAUUUUAGGGAGUUGAGCCCAACCUCGUACCCAGGGUAUUUUGCUUCCGGUCAGCGAAAAUGGCCCUGGCAUCGGCCGGUCACAUGACCUCAAAAUCUCCAGUAUUUGGGGUGUUCAAUUAUGAUAAUUUAUGCGUAUAAGUAUACGUAUAUAGAAUAAUGAUAUACAUUGUAAUUACUGACAGGAGUAAACAAACUCAAUGCUGCGUAUAUAUAAUCAAAGGGAAAGCAACGAAAUAAGUUGACUUUAUUCGGUUUUCGUUGUUUACACCUCAUUCAGCAACAUAGUCCGAUCAAUUCUUGCUCAAUUCUUAAUGAACAACCAAACAAAACAAAACCGCUUCAGCGUUUGCCGUUUGUUUUAUAUAAAUCGUGUUAUGAGCAAAUAUAUUCGUAUCACAAUCUUUGACUAUAAGUAUAACGCUGUACGUUUCUUGAAAUCGACGAUGUAUAAACAACGCAUGUGAGAAAUGUAUGUUGAACCGAAUCAAAUACUCGUCUAUACAAAUGUACAAAGACUUAAUUUUAAUUUACUCAAUACUUUAGUCCUUCAAGAACUAAUGAUAAAUUUGUCACUCCACUCUCGUUUCACCAAAAUAAUAAUUAUUUCCCCCGUAUAUUGAAUAAUUAUAUUCAAAAUCAUUGACCAAUCAGAUUGCAAAACAGACCAGCCGAUGCCAGGGCCUUUUUCGCUGACCAUCCGACCGAGAAAGCAAAAAGCCCUGGGUACGAGGUUGGAGUUGAGCCGUGAUCAGGUGACUGAAGCAACACAAUAGUGAGCUUAAGCAAGUGACGUUUUUGACAACACGAACGGCAUGAGUAACGUCAGAAGACUGGGUCAAGGGCUGUGAUUGGUGAAAAACGUCAACUUUACUUCCGGUCGACGUCCGUGUUGUCAAAAACGUCACUUGCUUAAGCUCACUAACGUGUCACCAAACCUCAGUAAGGUCUAUAUUCUAGGGGUGGAGCACUAGAGCCGCGAGGGGGAGUCUAGAGAGCAGAAAACAAAGUAUCCCAGGAAAAAGUUGAAAAAAAUCAUGAUUUAUAGCUUCGAAAAAAAGUUUUUUGAAGUUGUCAUAUCAAUGGAUUUGGCAUGUCCGAUUGUCUGUUGAGACUUGAGAGAGUUAAAUACUUAAAGUUAAAUGAACAUGUAAAAGUGUAAAGUGUAAACCCAAUACACAAUAUACUUUUACUUUUAUAAAGUCAUUGACAUUGUGUUGUUUGAAUCCGAGUACAAUUUAUGAUGCAACUUGAAAUACUAUGAACUACCAUACUGUACUGUACAUAAUUGAUAUUUCAAAACUUUUACUUAAAUUGAAAAAAACACUAAACUUGUACUUAAAAACUUUUACUUAAUUUUACUUAAACACUUUUACAAGCACAAUUGCACCGAUGAUUGUCUGAUUAGACUCAUUACGAGUCAUUCAUUGGUAUAAAGUCAUUCAUUGGGGGGUUGAAAUUUUUUUUGGAGGGGUGUACAUUUUGUUUCGGGGGGGGGUGGGGUUGUAGCUAAUAUUGGGGGUAGCAACCCCCCCCCCCGAAAAUCCGUCUAUGCCCUCUAUAUACAGUGUACAGUAUAUACUGAAUUUAUACUCCGGGGUCUUAUAUAUGAUAACGACACAUCCUGCACGUCAGUCUCAAAAACCAUGUAUACAAGUUUCAAGAUUUCUUGGCAUCUACGACAUUUUGAUCAUUGCAUGUGUACUGUAAAUCGUGUUUAGCAUAUAAGGCAUCGCCAUGCAUUUAUUGCGAAUAAAGGGACUGGUGGCAAUGGUGUAUAUUAGAGUGACGUGUUUCGUUCUAUUCUCUUCUGGAAUGUACAUGUUUAUCAAGGGUGAUUUUUUUUAUAUAGCCACUGCACCAAAUGUUGUUUCACAUACAAGUAAUAGUUCAGCGAACCCAAGUUCAUUAAAACAGACGUCGUCCACAGUGAACCAAGUUCUUACUUCAAGCAAUAAUGCAGAUCAAUGUACACGCAGAAAAGAAGACAGCGCUCAAACCGGUUUGCAAUCCUUUGUGGCCCAUCUUAAUCCAAACCAUAAAUUUAACACAGGUGAGAGAUACUUUAUCGACAUGAAAUCCUAUAUGAAUCUACAUAGGCAGCUAAUACAUAUCAUUUAUUGUACUGAUAAUUAUAAUUAUUGUUGUAAUAUUAAGUUUCAACUGAAAUUAAAAGAAAUGUAUAUUUAACAUUGCUAAAACUGUGGUAUAGUUCUCAACUAUAUAAAGAUACAAUAAGAAGUCUGGACCUUUCGAGCGAAGGCCAAUCGGCAUCGUUGGCUGAGAGACCGUUUUGAGAUUUCAUAUUUAACCGUGCAUGGUAUAUGAUAAAACAUUGUUUGGAUCAACACUAUGUGUAUACGGUAACGUUUUCGACCGUUUUUUGUAGUGGCGUUUUCAACCAUUAAGCGUUCAGGCGCCUUGUUCACAUUGAUCGUUUUCCUCGCAACAUUUUCUGAUAUGGCAAUAGUUUUCAGUCUCUUCUGUUUCCACAUCCAAACACGGCAUUGUAUUAUUGCCUGCGAUUUUCAUGUUUACACGAUAACAAAACUCAAAAGGCCAAAACAACCAAUUUCAAAACGUUUCAGAUACAGAAAACGAAUCUUUUGCAUCGUUUCCACUAUAUUCGAAACGGUUUUUUCUUACUGACGUCAUUUUUAUCGUUUUCGUGUAAACAAAAUGUAAAUGGAAGGCGAAAAUACAAUUACGAUUUACGUGUUUGAAUUUAGAAACCGAAGCCUUGUCAGAAAAUGUUGCGAGAAAAACGAUCAAUGAGAUCAAAAUUUUUGUGUGGUUGGAAGGAAAUUUUUGUGGUGCUAUAAAAACGCUCGAAAAUGUUAUCGUGUUCGACAUCCUCAACGUCUCGCAAUAAUUAAGUUGCAAAUGCAGAUAUCGUCACCAAUUUUUUUGAUAAUAUUUUAUUCCAUGCAUAACAGGUGACUUCGUCAUUAUCAUGUCCACAUGCAAAAAGCCGUUAGCGAUUGGAAUCACAAAGUCUGAUGAAGGUAGUCCGCUUUCGAUUGGCGGGAACGUUUUGGUUCAUGUCGUGUACAAGACGAAUCAAACGAGUGAAUUGGUGCAAGGAAAGUCUGUCAUCUGGCCUAAAACAUUAACCGCAAAGCCGUUUAAAUAUGUUCCUCCAAACAAUACAGAAGCUAGAAGCCGCCAAUCUGAGACAUCAAAGUCUGUACCAACUAUAAAUGCUGUUUCUUCACAAACGCCGAAGACAUCACAAUUAAACACGCAACAACCUAGUGAAUCUACACUUCAUAGAACACGAGCGAAUGUGACGCAGCAAAUGAUGUCUCCGUUAGUGCCUUCAGUGGCAAGGAAGGACACCACAUCGAAGAAAGGUCAAGACCGCAUACUCAAUUAUGGGAUGCAAGUGAUUCAAUUGGGUGUUUUCCUUUUGCAGUUAGACGAUACAGAACGGGAAGGUGACGGGGAGCGUAUGAUGAGGAACUGGAAACUCUUAAUGCUGUAUUCGAGGUCUCGGAAGAGAGCUAAGAAGUAUGCAUUCGAAGCAAUGCGCCUUAUUACGAACUGCUAUGCGUUAUUUUCAGAAAAGAUGGCUCAUAGGAUUAUACAUGGCCAAUUUGUCAAUCCCAAAGGUGGAGAAGGUAACAAUUAUGCUAAUGACCUGAAACAAGAACACAUAGUUAAAGCCAACAAAGUUGUCUUACGCGGCCUUUGUGGGAACAAAACACUUAAAGCUGUGACCAGGAGCACAACGAGCGCCUACUGUCAAAAGGUAAUAAUAGACAAUUUGGACAAACAAAACAACAUACACAAGAAUUCAUCGUCGCACACAUAUGGCAACUGCGAAGAAGACGUUAAAGACAUGAUCGAAACCCUACGUAAGUUGAAACCGUUUCAAUUUACCGUAGAUCGAUAUCACAAGUCAUUCCAAACAAUUGAAAAAUCACCUCUGGACAAAUUAGACGCUGUUCUUUUGCACAAAUGGUUAACACGACACAAAUUGUUAUUAGCAUCAAAUCCAUAUUCAAAUGAUGAUGAAGCCACGGAGGAGAGCAAUGACACUAAUAUUAAUGAAGAUGAAGUUUCAUUUACAAGUAGUGACGAAAAUGUUAGCGAAUAG
Messenger RNA from Paramuricea clavata, 11469 nucleotides. The record is from the annotation of a GenBank genome assembly. Lineage: Eukaryota; Metazoa; Cnidaria; Anthozoa; Malacalcyonacea; Plexauridae.